CUGUCAUAUGGGAGUAACGUGACAGGAGAGCUCUUCUUUUUCUGUUAUUUUCCUUAAACAUGUUUCUUAAGAGCUUAAGUUAUCGGUCAGUCAGUGCUGUAACUGUGAAAAAUUAAAUAGAUUUUGUUUCAUACAUAUCUUACUUAGUAGGCUAAUAAUUGAACAGUAUUUGGCAUGUUAGAUUAGUCCAAGACCUCCACAGGGAGAGAAGCAGCAGUAUGAGUAUACGAGCACUAUGGAUUGUCUCAAACGAAAAGGGUGAAUCUGGAAAAGUGCGGUUUUCCAGGCGAUUCCCCACAGUUGAGUUUCGUGCUAAAUCCUUGGCUGGAUCUCAGUAUGUGGCCGUUCCGGAGGACCGAGUCAUUCCUCAGCUACUGUUGACAGAGUUGGGCCUGGUGGAUGCUGACAAACCUUACGUAGAUACACGGGAUGACUGUGCCCGUCAGCACCGUUCAUCGGCUGUGGAACUCCUUAUCAAUGGACAGGGUGGGAGAACCCUCUGGCCUGUGCUCACAGUCACUCAGGGAACGCUAAUCCUAGCCUGUCUUCCUCUUGUGGAGGCUCCCCCUGAGCCGCGGCCACCUCUCCCCAGCCUGGCCUCAGUUUCUCAGGGCUUAGCUUUUUUGUCCGGCCUACAGGAUUUCCUCUGUGGGUCUGGAGGUAAACCAGAGGCUGAUGUGUUGGCCUCCCGCUUGGCGGCCCUUCCAUCGGUACUCCUGCAGAUUUGCCCUUUGGGGAGGCCACUGGACACCCCUCCUACAUCUGGAUUGGUGCCUUCUGCUGUAGCUCCAAGCCCUGGAGGGGCUCAGAAACAACCAGCCUGGAAGGCAGGGGUCCAUCGAGGAAGGGCGGUCGUAAGUGUUGCCCUUACUGAGAAGGUGAGGUCCAUGCAGUACGGCAAGAGUAGUCGACAGGAUAUCUGGGAUGUCUACGGCAUGGUCAUGUGUAAGUGUGAGGUUGAAGGCGUUCUACCCAAUGUGACCGUCACCCUCACACUCCCUCCCAAUGGGUCACCACUGCAGGACAUUCUUGUCCAUCCCUGUGUGACAUCUCUGGAUGCAAGCAUUCUCACCGCCUGCAGUGUGGACGAAAAUGACGGUUCUGCCUUUUCAGGACCAUACAAGUUCCCUUUCUCACCACCUCUGGAGCUUUUCAGACUCUGCAGUUACACCUCACAGGUGCCUGUGCCUCCAAUUCUUGGCUCCUACCAGCUGAAGGCAGAGGAGAAUCAAGUGAAGGUUAAUGUUGUCCUGAAGCUUCAUGAAAGUGUCAAAAACAGCUUUGAGUACUGUGAGGCACACAUUCCAUUCUUCAACCAGAAUCUAAUGGGCAGUGUGGAGGUCAAAGUGAGCUCAGGACAGCUUGAGGUGUCCAAAGAAAAGAACCUACUGGUUUGGGUUUUAGGUCAGAAGUUUCCAAAGUCUCGUGAAGCAACUCUGGAGGGGUCUGUUCAUUUUUCAGGGACUGUUGCAGGACCAACAGACCCUCUUUGCACAGGACUCACUGCCUAUGUAAAACUUUAUUUCCGAGUGCCAGAUUUGACUUUGUCUGGCUGUUGUGUGGACCAACACUCAGUGCAGGUUUACUCAUCCGCUAAACCACGGAUUGUUACAACCCGAGAGCUGGUCUCCUCAGAAUAUUACAUUUGGAACUCCACAGGCGAUGCUCCUGUCUCUUCUGGACUCACUGUUCUGUGACAUGAGAAUAUUCUAAUAAAUUACUGCAGGUAUUAAACAAGAA
Danio aesculapii is the source of this 1740-nucleotide messenger RNA. RefSeq names its product AP-5 complex subunit mu-1-like. Gene Ontology annotation, biological process: endosomal transport. Gene Ontology annotation, cellular component: lysosome; cytosol; late endosome. The transcript is spliced from 8 exons. Bases 219 to 1697 code for a protein of 492 amino acids. NCBI's taxonomy places the organism in Eukaryota, Metazoa, Chordata, Actinopteri, Cypriniformes, Danionidae. The record is from RefSeq and is a predicted model, not a curated record.